AUGAAUAAUGUGAGCGUUGGGGGCGACAGUGGAAUUACUCACACAGUGGUGAGAGAGACAUCAAGUAGAGCCCAGAGCAGAGGAGGGAGAAGGCAACAUCCUUCAGCUUUGGUCCACUCUGCCUCUGAGGGCUGCGUUCUAACCGGAUCCACUGUGAGCAUCAGAAUCGAGAUGAACAUCGAGGUUGGGAACGUUUCUUAUACGGGAGCCAUCAUUUCCUGGUCGUCCUCGGAGCCCUGCCUGGAGGACUAUUACCAUAUUAUGUAUAGGCCCAAUUGGAACAGCAUCUUCUCUGGCUAUCUUCGCUACAGCUUCCACCACGAGGAGAAGGUGCCUCGAACAAUCAGCUCCGUGGUGCUGGAACACCUCACCCCUUCCACUCUCUACUUCCUGUGCAUCAGCUGCAAGAAGAUCCUCUUCCCCUACAGGCACUACUGCACCAUGUUCCACACCCUGGAUAAGAGUCCACUGGCUGCGGGAAGUUCCCUGGUGGACCCCCAGAUCUCCCUUUGGGUGCUGAUGGCCAUUCUGCUGGCCUGCUUCAUAGCAGUCUUAGCUUUCAUCUGCCUCCAGUUCUGGUGUAUCCGUUGCCAUGAGCCUCGAUGGUCCUACAGAGCCGGCCUCAUGGAGGAAGCCAAUGGCCUGGUGAGAUGGCCAGAGGAGGCCCCGGGUCUGGGUCAGGGGGAGGAAGACCUGCAGGGGCUCCCCCUGGUGGAAGUGCCACGCAAGAACUCCGGAUCUGACGCGGAACCAGAAGCCGCAGUCGCAGAGGCCGAACAGGAUGCCCCCGACGUGGCUGCCCUGAAGAGGGAGGGCGGUGUUCAUCCUGCCGCACUGCCUCAUUUUGGGGAGUGA
This is a messenger RNA of Lagenorhynchus albirostris (white-beaked dolphin), 855 nucleotides long. It is a transcript of the gene FNDC9, whose product is annotated as fibronectin type III domain containing 9. The transcript has 2 exons. Lineage: Eukaryota; Metazoa; Chordata; Mammalia; Artiodactyla; Delphinidae. The record is from RefSeq and is a predicted model, not a curated record. The coding region runs from base 1 to 855 and encodes 284 amino acids. Gene Ontology annotation, molecular function: protein binding.